AUGCGGAUGAUUGGCUAUGAGCGGUCUUUAGAGACAACCAGUAGGCACUUCGGUAAUGUGUUAACUGCCAUCUUAUCUCUAACUGGGGAGUUCAUCAAGCUUCCCGAGCCUACUGCCACCCCUCCCGAUGAUUACAAAUGGAAGUGGUUUCCCAAUGCACUUGGUGCUCUAGACGGGUGUCAUGUUGAUGUGUUUGUUAGGGUGGCUGACAAAGGGAGAUAUAGGAAUAGAAAACAAGACAUCACCACUAAUAUGUUGGGUGUGGUUGAUUGGAACAUGAAGUUUCUCUAUGUUCUACCUGGUUGGGAGGGCUCGGCAUCGGACUCAAAAGUGUUGAAAGAUGCAAUGAGAAUUGACCGCCAAGAUGCAUUUGUUGUACCAGAGGGGAAGUACUACCUAGUUGAUGCGGGUUAUACAAAUGGACCUGGAUUCCUAUCUCCAUUUCGGUCCACUAGGUACCACUUGAAAGAGUGGGCUGCUAGUAUACUAGGGCCCCAAACUGAAAAGGAGUUGUACAACUUGAGGAAUUCUCGUGCUAGAAAUGUAGUGGAGAGAUGUUUUGGGCUAUUGAAGAAAAAAUGGGCCAUCCUACGUUCUUGUUCUUUCUUUUCCAUAGAAGACCAGAUUCGAAUUAUUAAUGCUUGUUGUGUGUUACACAACUAUGCAAGGGAUAGACAACAUGUGAGGGAUGAUCUAUUGCUGCAGGAGAUUGACGCUGAACUAGCAGCUACGGUCCCUGAACCUGCAGAUGAUGUCGCACUAAUUAGAAGUGUGCAGCUAAGCGAGACAUGGACCACGUUUAGGCAGGAUUUAGCUGAUGGGAUGUUUGCUGAGUACCUUGUGACACAUGACGAACUAGCAAUGGAGUAG
This is a messenger RNA of Lolium perenne, 870 nucleotides long. RefSeq names its product protein ALP1-like. The record is from RefSeq and is a predicted model, not a curated record. Lineage: Eukaryota; Viridiplantae; Streptophyta; Magnoliopsida; Poales; Poaceae.